UUUACGCUCGCUUCUUCCGUUUAGUGCGUCGUAUUUAUCGGCAUCUACGCCAGUGACGUUACGGUCUCUGGCGAGGCUUUCAGCUGGUUAGCCAAACAUCCACAGAAAAAAGAGAUGAGCAGGAAAACGAGACGAAGAACAUAAGAACACAUUUAUUACAAGCUAGAAAAAUAGCGACAUAACGGAAAUCUGUUUAGGUGGUACGUUGAAACCUCAGCACACAGCAUUCCUCGCACCCAAGGGCCACAGCUUCACCUUCAUCUCACCAAGCAGAGACUCUGUGUGGCAGCUGUACAGUACAGAGGUCCAACAUUUAUGGGAACACAUGCUCUAAAACCAACUAACUAAGACCUAUGGCAAUAAAUCAAACAACUACAGAGUUUAGUCUUACCUGAAUAUCAGAUGUAAGGAAGGGGAACCUCUGAAGUCCUUCAGUUUUUGAUCAACUCAACACAUUUCUGUCAAAGUCUGCACUGGGGUUGGGUGCAUGGGUGUUGUGCUGACAGCAGUUUAUUGUCAUGGUGGACUGGUAUGUCUGAGCCUGAAGCUAGUUUAGCUUCCCAGUUUCAUAUAGCAUGUUAGCAUAUGGCUAACUGCGUAUGGUGACAGAUCAGGCCAUCAUCCUCUUCCCCUCCAUCACCAUCUCUGGCCCCUACAAGGGGGUAUUAACUAAUUGGUAGUGGUGCCCCCUUACCCCAUCAUCUUUUCAUUUCUGUUUCAUUUAGUCAUCUAUCCACCCACCCCAACAAUCAUCAGCUUUUGCUUUUUCUUCAUCUUUCACUCUCAUCCUCCCUCAUCACUUUUGUAUUGUACCCAGGCUCUGGUGUUUUCUUGAGAUCGCUCUCUUUCUUUUGAAUUCAUCUCUUAUCUGUGUCAAUUCAGUGUGCAUUGCCACAGUUUAAGAGUCCCUGUCAUCUUUAAAGUCCUUUAAACCCCCAAUCCCAGUGCAACUCAGUCUGGCCCAGAGUAGACCACCUCAACGUCUGACAGUCAAGCCGCUAGGCAGUUGUUUUGGUGGUUGUUUUGGGUGCAUGGAAUCGGCUUAACCGUGGAGAGGCCAGGCUACCACAAACUGAUGGACUUUGACAAGCGAGGAGUAGGGGGAGGAGGGGGCGGUGGAGGAGGUGGUGGCGGUGGAGGAGGUGGAGGGAAGGGGGAGACAGAGGAGGGAAAGAGGAUGUCUGGAAAGACGGGGAGUCGAUCAGGGCAUGGUGGCCGGGGUGCCGGCUCCAACUCUGGAGUCCUGAUGGUUGGACCCAACUUCCGGGUUGGAAAGAAGAUUGGCUGUGGGAACUUUGGGGAGCUGCGACUGGGAAAGAAUCUGUACACCAAUGAAUAUGUGGCUAUCAAACUGGAGCCAAUCAAGUCACGGGCACCACAGCUCCACCUAGAAUAUCGCUUCUACAAACAGCUGGGAAGUUCAGAGGGCGUACCCCAGGUAUUCUACUUUGGACCUUGUGGUAAAUACAAUGCUAUGGUUCUGGAGCUCCUUGGACCCAGCCUAGAAGAUCUGUUUGACCUCUGUGACAGGACCUUCUCUUUAAAGACUGUACUCAUGAUAGCCAUACAACUGAUAACUCGUAUGGAGUUUGUCCACACCAGAAGCCUGAUCUAUCGAGAUGUGAAGCCUGAGAACUUCCUGGUGGGCCGACCCGGCUCAAAACGGCAACACACCAUCCACAUCAUAGACUUUGGCCUGGCAAAAGAAUACAUCGACCCGGAGACCAAGAAACACAUCCCAUACAGAGAACAUAAGAGUCUGACUGGAACUGCUAGAUAUAUGAGCAUCAAUACACAUCUGGGGAAAGAGCAAAGCAGGCGGGACGACCUGGAAGCUCUAGGUCACAUGUUCAUGUACUUCCUGCGAGGCAGCCUACCCUGGCAAGGACUCAAGGCUGACACUCUUAAAGAACGUUAUCAGAAGAUAGGAGACACAAAGAGAGACACACCAAUAGAGGUCCUCUGUGAGAACUUCCCAGAAGAGAUGGCCACCUACCUGCGGUACGUGCGUCGGCUGGACUUCUUCGAGAAGCCAGACUACGACUAUCUGAGGAAACUCUUUACGGACCUCUUUGACAGAAACGGAUACAUCUUUGACUACCAGUAUGACUGGACUGGAAAGCCACUGCCCACUCCUAUUGGUCCAGUGGCCAGUGAGACUCCACUACAGACGAGCAACCGAGAGAAAGCACCGCAGACCAAAAACCAGUCUCCAGAGGGGAAAGGCAGUGAGUCCCAGCCCACUCCAGUCACCAAUCGAGAGCUGCUGGGCUCCCAUCUCACUGCUGAUAGACUGGGCGGGUCUGUCCAGGUUAUGAGUUCAACCAAUGGAGAGCUGAAUACAGACGACCCCACUGCAGGACACUCCAACGCACCAAUCACAGCCAACGCAGAGGUGGAAGUGGCUGAUGAUACCAAGUGCUGCUGUUUCUUCAAGAGGAGGAAGAGGAAAGCUCUCCAGAGACACAAAUGAAAACGAGCAACAAGAGAGACACCCCUGCUCUCUUUUUCACCAUCUCUUUUUCUUCCUUUUCUCCCUCUCUCUCUCUCUCUCUCUCUCUCUCUCUCUCUCUCUC
Thunnus maccoyii (southern bluefin tuna) is the source of this 2576-nucleotide messenger RNA. RefSeq names its product casein kinase I-like. Gene Ontology annotation, cellular component: cytoplasm; nucleus; plasma membrane. Gene Ontology annotation, biological process: endocytosis; peptidyl-serine phosphorylation; signal transduction. Gene Ontology annotation, molecular function: protein serine/threonine kinase activity; ATP binding. The record is from RefSeq and is a predicted model, not a curated record. NCBI's taxonomy places the organism in Eukaryota, Metazoa, Chordata, Actinopteri, Scombriformes, Scombridae. Bases 1076 to 2473 code for a protein of 465 amino acids. The transcript has 12 exons.